This is a messenger RNA of Castor canadensis (American beaver), 709 nucleotides long. It is a transcript of the gene Tcta, whose product is annotated as T cell leukemia translocation altered. The record is from RefSeq and is a predicted model, not a curated record. Gene Ontology annotation, biological process: osteoclast fusion. Lineage: Eukaryota; Metazoa; Chordata; Mammalia; Rodentia; Castoridae.
CGCAAGCGAAGUAGGUCCUCAUUGCCUGGUAUUACGCGUGCGUGCUGACAGGCUUGAUUUCCCUCCCCGCCCCGCAACCCCCCCGGAAAACCACGCGCCUGCGUAGUGGGGAGUACGGUGACAGAAGUCCGGGUGGGGCUCAGGCCAGUCAUGGCGGAGCCUUGGUCUGGGCAGUACUUUCAGGCUCUACCCGCCACGGUGCUGGGCACUCUAGGCACCCUGGGCAGCGAGUUCCUAAAGGAGUGGGAGGCGCAGGACAUGCGCGUGACCCUCUUCAAGUUGCUGCUGCUGUGGUUGGUGUUAAGUCUCCUGGGCAUCCAGCUGGCGUGGGGGUUCUACGGGAACACUGUGACCGGGUUGUAUCACCGCCCAGCUCUGAUGUGUUCCUGCCUCCAGGUCUGGGCGGCCAGAAUGGAUCUACACCUGAUGGCUCUACUUACUUCCCUUCGUGGGAAACAGCAGCAAAUGAACCUCUCAAAACCCACAGAGAAUAAGGGAAGGCAGCAGCAAAAGGGUCUCCAGAGGCAUUACUGGAUCUGCUGGCUCCUACAUUGGGUCCUGAUGCUGCCUAGAUCCCUGGGACAACUGCAGGAGGCUCAGGGUUGGAGACAGAGAGUACCCCAGUGUUUGCAGGGCAUAAUUCCAUUGCCUUUGGCCUUGCCUUCAACAGCCCCAGGUACUGGGUGAAUGAAGAAUUUGCCUCUGCCCU